Molecule: messenger RNA, 909 nt
Organism: Fonsecaea pedrosoi CBS 271.37
Lineage: Eukaryota; Fungi; Ascomycota; Eurotiomycetes; Chaetothyriales; Herpotrichiellaceae
Exons: 1
Coding region: 1-909 (302 amino acids)
Molecular function (GO): hydrolase activity
Source: RefSeq, a predicted model, not a curated record
AUGUCCACUUUUAAACGAUUACUUGGGUGCUCCAAUCCGCGUAGACUGCGUUUCCAAAUUCUGUCAGAUCUUCAUCUCGAGACGGGAAAUCAGUAUAAGAGUUUCCAGGUUCCAGUUCAAGCCCCCAUUCUCAUCUUGGCUGGUGACAUUGGCCGGCUGCACGACUACGAAAAUUACCUGUUCUUCAUAAGUACGCAAUGCGCCAAGUUUGGCCAAGUGUGUCUCGUCCUCGGAAAUCACGAGUUUUAUGGCGUUUCACGAGCUGAAGGCUUAGAGCUUGCCUACAGGUUGCAGAGAGAGCCCAGUACGCUAGGAAAGCUGUCUGUCCUCAACCGGACAAGGUUGGACGUCGACCCGUCCAUCUGUGUGCUUGGUUGCACUCUCCAGUCACAUAUACGACCGGAAAACCGAGCUGAGGUGCAAAGCCGGAUCAAAGACUUUCGAAGAAUACAUGAUUGGAGUGUCGACCAUCACAACACUGAGCAUGCCAAGGACGUGAAGUGGCUGCGGAAUGAGGUUGAGUCGAUCAGACUUGAAUCUAAGCGACAGGGCCGAGAGAAAAUGAUUAUUGUUGUCACCCAUCAUGCACCCAUCAAAAAGGGAAGCAGCCAUCCCAAGCACGAGGGAAAUCCGUGGGCCGAUGGAUUUGCUACAGACUUGCUCGGCGUUCCUGGAGGAAUCAGCAGGGUAGAUUGGUGGAUUUUUGGCCACACGCACUUCACAAACCAGUGGCGGCAGCACGGAGUCCACCUUGUCAGCAACCAGCGAGGUUAUGUGCUGAAUCCUGCUGGUGGAACUCAGCUCUCACAAGGACCUCAGCAGCAACCUAUCUGGCGAGUUGUCUCGUCCCCAUUCGCAAGGGAAAUGUGCUUCGAUCCACGGAAAUGCAUCGAGGUCAAAGCUUUGUAG